UUCAUUAGAGUUUCUUGAGUCUUCAAAUUCACUUGAUUAACGUUUGAUUUAAUUUCUCUUUCAAUUAAUUGUUUCGUUUUUUUUUGUUUUAAUCUUUUUUUGAUUUACUUUUUUCACCGUCAUGUCACUUGUUGAUCAUCUUAAUUCUGUGCCUAAUUGCUGCUCAUUAUUAUCAUAUCUUUCAUGGUUUUCUCUUUGUUUCAAGAUGAACACUAAUUCAAAUCAAAGAUAAAUAGUUGAGAGUUAAAUCUUUGUGUCUCUAAUUAUCAAUACAAGUGAAUAGAAUUUUUUUUUUCAUAAUUAACAAAUAAUCUUCACAAAUUAAUACCCCAGACUAAUCAUAUAGUCAACAUCGCCUUCUCUUCAAAUCUAAUUAACUACAAGAUAAACAACAACAACAACAACUUAAUAUCAAUCUCGAUGUAAUCUUGAAAGUUGAAAUUCUCAAGGCUUUUAUUUUGGAAAAGCUUUUUUCUUUUCUUUUUCUCUUUAAUGUUUGUGAUUAUUUUUUAAUUCUACAACCAAUUAAGUGAUUAUUGUGAAAAAUUGACUGUUCAAUUGACUUUCCAUUGAUUUGGAAUAGUUAAAUGUUAGAAAAACAAAACCGUAUCAAUAAGGUUUGUUAAAACAUGAAACUUAAUCAUCACCAUAAUUGUAAAUACUUAUUCAACUUUAAUAUGCCAUCACUAUCGCCAUUAUCUACAAUCAACAGUUUUUCUAACAAAAUUAUUCUUUUAAUUUUUAUAAUUGUUACAUUUUUCUCAAAUUCUAAUCAUGCCCAAGAAGCAGCAUCUUCAGCGAUUGUUGAUCAAUCAACUGUAUAUUCUAGUGUAAAUCUUGGUACAAUUGUACAGAAACUGUUGAUACAAAAUAGAUUCUUAUACAUUGGAGGUCGUAAUUUUUUCUUACGUAUGGAUCCUAAAACUCUGGAAAUUAUGGAAAAUUUUACAACCGGACCGAUAGCAGAUAAUUACAAAUGUCCACCACCACCUUCUCCUUGUCCAGUUAAUGAAAUUCGAACCAUGACUCAAUCUGAUUGUAUCAAUUUGUUCUCGAUUAAUGUUUCCUCCAGUUCCGUUUUAUUGGCCUGUUACUCAACUCAUCAAGGAAUGUGCUAUGUGAUCCCUCAGGCCGGAUUUAAAGCUGCAAGGCUACUUGGUGAUCCAAAUAAUGUUAGAAACUAUGUUGCCUCUCGUCGUAGUAGUUAUGUUGUCUCUGUUGCCGAUGAACUGACCGCCGCUGGUAAACAACAAUCGGCCAUUUUUGUGGCUCAUGCUUAUGAUGAUCGACCCUUGGAUUCAAGUCCACCCACGAUAUCCAAGAGGAAACUAGUGUCACCAAUUAAUCUUGCCUAUUGGACUGAUGGAAAGGCAACCCUAACAGCUCGGGAUGUCCGUUCACCUUAUAAAAAUUCAAAAUGGCCAAUCAAUUAUAUUUACGGAUUUCAACAUGGUGAUUAUGUUUUCUUUGUUAAAACGGAACCAGAAAAACUUCAAGAGACUCAAAGAGUAACCAAAAUCAUUCGUAUUUGUAUCGGUGAUGGUUUCUUUGGUUCAUAUUCUGAAAUUCAGGUUACAUGUAAAGACCAAACUGUAGCAACCGCCGCGACUCUCGGUAAAAUGGACGACUAUUUAAGGAACACUUUCAAUCAAAUUCGACCUCUGACAACCUCGAACGUACUUUUCUUGGCCUUUCAAAACACCAAAUUAAACAAACCUCUAAGUCAUACUCACUCAGAAUCACGGGUUUGUGCCUUUUCGAUGGACCAUUUGAUGUACGAAUUUGAAACAGCUCGAAAUGCUUGCUAUGCCAGAAGAAGUGGAAAACUAAUUGAAACCUUUGUCGAACCAGGUUCACGUUGUAUUGAACAUGAACACCAACAAUGUCAACAAAGUGUCAACAUGUUAAUCGAAGUGACCAAAAUUGUUGACGGUUAUGUGCUUUAUGGGGAUAAGCCAAAGAUAACAUCAAUGGUUUCACUUUUACAAGGAUCACGAUCAAAGUACUCUCUCUUCAUUGGAACUGAAAAUGGUUUAGUUAAAAAAAUUGUCAACGGUCAAGAUAUUUUCACAAUUGAAUUGAGUAAAUCAAAGAUUGAACCUGAUCCAGUGGUUGAAAGUGAUGAGGAAAAUAUUUUCAUGGCUACCGGUCAAUCGUUGAUCAAAUUACCUGUUAAAACUUGCUCUUAUUACAAAGAUUGUGGCUCUUGUAUUGAAUCACAAGCAAAAGAUAAUAUCGACUGUGCUUGGACUGGUAAAUCUUGUGUUGUCAAUGGUCCUGAUGUUGUAAUGGUUUCUCAUUGUGAACCCAAGUUAAUCUCAUUUUCACCCAAAAAAGGACCAACUCAAGGAGGUACAAUACUGAGAGUAAAGGGUGUUGAUCUUGGUUUUCAUGAUGAAACAUCAAACACCGAGAACAGCAUCUCUAUUGGUGGUAAAAGUUGUUCAAUCAUCUCCUGGAAUUAUACUGACAUUGAGUGUAAAAUUGUCACCUCAUCAGAACAACCAUCUACCCCAAGUUCCGGUUUCAUUGAGCUAAAAGUUAAAGAUAUUUCAGCUCGAAAGGGUUAUGAUAUCAUUGGAACAGUUAAAAGUUCUGAAUCUUUUCAAUUCGUUAAUCCAAGUGUAACAAGUGUCAAACCUUUAAUCUCACCCUUAACUGGUGGAGUGAAUGUUUUCAUUCUUGGUGAAAAUUUGGAUAUUGGAUCAAAUUUACAAGUUCUUUUAGCUGGAGUUCAGUGUGAAUCUAUUGAAGUUGUUGAAUCGACAGCCAUUAAAUGUGUCUCAGGUUCAGCUGAGAAACAGGGUUACCCAACUAAAGGUCCAAUCGGUGUUAUCAUUGAUUCCGCUGCCAUAUCGACAAAUUUUACUUUCUCCUAUUUUAUUGAUCCCUUGUUUAGUUAUAUAACUCCAAAUGUUACAAGUGCCACUUCCGCUGUUAAUAUUACCGUUAUUGGAGAUCAUUUUGAUAGUUUAUAUCAACCUCGUUUAAUUGUCUCUGCAAUUGUACCCAAAGCAUCAAUUUCACCUUUACUUCUUGCCAGUGACUGUACACUAAUCGAUGUUACAUCAUUUAUCUGUCCUAGUCCAAUUAUGCCUUCAGAAAUUUACUUUGAAUCUCCAAUAACAACAACCAUUUCUUUUGCCAAUGGAGGAUCAAGUAAACAUAUUCCAACUGAUUUUAUUCUAGUCUAUUUACCUGAUCCCAAGUUUUCCGAUAAAAUUGUUUCCACCCCAGGAAUUGAUGGUAGUCGGACACUUGAGAUUAUGGGGCAACAUUUACACACUGGUUAUGGUAUGAAAGUGAUUCUUGUUAAUCAACAAGACGGAGCAACUUUAGAGUGUAAAGAUUUAAGGUCAAUCGAUGGUAAUCUAAUUGCUUGUAAUAUUCCCUUAGAAGAUUAUCAAGGUGAUCCAACUGUUUCCCCCUGGAAUAUUUCAGUUAUCACUGGAAGUAAACAAUUAUUUGUUGGUAGUGUUCCUAUUGGACCUCCACUUGAAACAGAAUCUUCAUCAACAAUUGCUGGUAUAGUCGUUGGUAUGAUUACCGCUCUAGGGGUAAUCCUAUUAAUCAUGAUGUAUAUUCUCAAACGUAAUGGUUACCUUUUAACAUCUAAAAAAGGUCCACCCUCUUUAGGGGUAGCCUACAGAUCACCCGAAAAUGGUCAAUUCCAGCGACAAGGAUCACAAAAUGAAUAUCAUCAAGCUGGUUCUCGAAUUUCUGGUCAACCAUUAUUAUUCAAUCGACAAUCAGAGGAAAUUAAAUUCGUUCUUGAUCCAGAAAAACAAUCAGAGCUAAUGGCUGAUGACACUUUUUCUCGUGAUUAUCUGACCCGAGAAAAGGUCAUUGGUCAAGGAAACUUUGGAUUGGUCUAUCAAGGUUACCUUAAAUUACCAAGUAAACAAGAUGAGAAAAUCAAAGUUGCCAUCAAAACACUUAAAACUGAAAGAGGUAUUUUAUCACAAGAAAAAGGUGAAGCUUUUCUUGCCGAAGGACUAAUCAUGAAGGAGUUUUGUCAUGAAAACGUAUUGUCUCUGAUUGGUGUUUCGAUUGAUUUUGAUGGAUCUCCAAUGAUAAUUACUCCUUUCAUGGAGCAUGGUGAUUUGAGGUCUUUUAUUCAACAAGAAGAUCUUGAAUUUACCGUUAUUGAGUUGAUUCAAUUUGGAGUCCAAGUUGCCCAAGGAAUGGUUUACCUGGCGGGAUUAAAGUUUGUCCAUCGUGAUUUAGCUGCUCGUAAUUGUAUGGUCGAUGAACAUCAAACAGUUAAAGUUGCCGAUUUUGGACUUUCUCGUGAUGUUUACACGACAAAUUACUAUUCAGAUGGAGAUAAUCGUAAACCAUUACCGCGUAAAUGGAUGGCCAUUGAAAGUCUUGAGAGAGGAAACUAUGAUACCAAGAGCGAUGUUUGGUCUUAUGGUGUUUUAUUAUGGGAAUUAUUAACUCGAGGAGAUAUUCCCUAUCCUGAUGUUGAAGAUUGGAAAAUGAAAGAUUACCUCAAAGUGGGCUAUCGUUUACCUCGACCUGAACACUGUCCUCCUGAAGUAUAUUCUGUAAUGAAAGAGUGUUGGGUUGAAGAUCCUAAAAGUCGUCCCACUUUUGAAGAGAUUUUAAAACUAAUCGAAGUUGCCAUCGAAAGUAAUGAGAAAAAGUAUCUCGAACAAAAAACCAAUCGAAACAUCCGUUAUAUCAAUGAUCCAUCAAUGUUUAUCAAUCCAGAAUACGAUGGAUCAAUGAUAAUUAGAAGCUAAUUCUGGUCUUAAUCUACAUUAACUCUUUUUAUUUUCGCACACUUUUUCCCUCGUUAAUGAUCAAAUUUUCGCCCAUGAUUUCAAUUGAUUUUCAUCAUGAAACAAAUCACACAUGGAAAUGUUAAUUGUUAAAACUGCUACUCACCCGUUGAUGUGUAUUUAUGAUCUUGCCCUGGUUUCAGACUGAUGGUGAAAAUAAACAAGGAAAGACAAAACAAUUGAGUCAUUUCCUGAUAAGUGAAACUCAUGGAUGGAAAAAUUAACAUUAUCAUCACAGAAAAGAUUCAUCCAAGAUGAUAAAUCAUCAUGAAAAUUGGAAACCAAAUCAAUUGUAAUAUCGUCAACACACUCAACUCAUCAAAAAGCUAUCAUAUUGUAAAUACAAUUCCAAUUUCUCCAGCAAUUAACCUUUCAUGACGUGAAUGUAAAAUUUGAAUCUGUUCAAUCUGUUCAGGGGAAAAAAGCUCAUGACUUUUUCAAUAGAAAAAGUCAUUUUCUUGUUAAUUACUAUUUUCCAAUUCUAUUUAUAUUUUCUUGCUAAUCAACACCAAGAAAAACAUAUAACUAUACUUCUUGAGACAGUUUGUUAUUUUUACACAAUCAAUUUAAUCAAUGUUUAGGUUUAGACAAUUAUAAAUAAAAUCCUCUGUUGAUUACCUUAAAAAAUAUAUCCAAUUAGAUGUUAUAAUCUCUGAACAGAAUUGAAAAUUUACCAGAAUCAAAUUAAUUAUGUUUCUAAUUCUAAUAUUCAUCUUGUACUAACCAUUAAUUACAAACAUUUAACAAUUUUAAUUUUUAUGCAAAUGAUUUAAAUCACUAACAAACCUGUCAAUCAAUGUAAAUAACUUUAUCAAUGUUAAUCAAUCUGAAUGAUUAAUUGCCCUUCAUUUUAUAUAUGUAACUGUUAACUAAUUGCUACCACCUAAUUGUAAAUCUGUUGCCUUCUUCAAAACAAGUCAUGGGUAUGUUAAAUUGUCACCUUUACACCCAAUUGCAUCUUCAAUAUAAUUGUUAUCAAGCUGAUCAAAUGGAGCUAAUUAACUAAUAGCAAUGAUCCAGUAAUCAACAAGCUUCAAAUGAUUCCCAGAUGAUCAAAUCAUUGAUUAAAAGUAUCCAUUGGUCAGUCAAUCAGACGCACAAUUGAUAAAUCACUUGGUUAUCACUUCAAUUAUCAAGCAAAAUUAAUUAUCCAUUUGCUGUUUACAAAUUUAAAUCAAUCAUCAGCCUGAUUGUUAAUUGAAUCAACUUUGCAUGUUCGCAUUUUAAUCAAUCCCUAUUGUGCCUUAUUAAUAUUAAAUCCUUAAACUGUGAUUAAAUUUAAUUUUCUAAACUUCGAAACAA
Molecule: messenger RNA, 6089 nt
Organism: Panonychus citri (citrus red mite)
Lineage: Eukaryota; Metazoa; Arthropoda; Arachnida; Trombidiformes; Tetranychidae
Product: hepatocyte growth factor receptor-like
Biological process (GO): positive regulation of kinase activity; cell surface receptor protein tyrosine kinase signaling pathway; multicellular organism development
Cellular component (GO): signaling receptor complex
Molecular function (GO): ATP binding; transmembrane receptor protein tyrosine kinase activity; protein binding
Source: RefSeq, a predicted model, not a curated record